AUGAAAGGUUUGCCCUCAUCCGUGAAUGUAGAGAGGUUUACCGAGGCUCGAGCGUUCGAAAUACGCGCCAUGCAAGAGGCUAUGAAGUCUGCUAGCUCCAGCUCGACAACCCGAGCCUGGCAGGAACUUCCCCGGCAUCUUCGUCGAAGGGCCGCAAGCCAUGAUGUUUCACGAGUCCCUAUACGUCUACGGCAGAAGGCACGAGCAGAGAUGGAUCCUAUGCGUCGCAAGAUACUUGGUAGAACCCUGCCGAAGCGAGGUAAAUCAAGGCGUGAACCUGCCCUUAGCAAGUUCGAGAAACGGCAAGCCAAUAAGACGUGGCUCGAAUCCCAUUUAUGGCACGCAAAGCGCAUGAUCAUGGAAGAUAUGUGGGGCUACCGUUUGGCCAUGGAACCAACGGAAAAGUCAUUUCGUCCAUCUCAUCGCGCAUCGGUCCAUGGGUCCAUCCUCCACGACGCGUCAUACUAUUCUUUGAUUCAACUGAAUGGUCCGGAAGUUGUCCUGAAAGCGUUGCUAGAACGUUGUUGCGAUCCUCAGCUCUGUGGGCCUGGUGCCCAAAGGUAUUUGACUGGUGCGAUAGCAUGCGAUACAGAAUUCUACCAACCAAACUCCUACCCGUUUGCUCUCAUCGGUCCAGUCACUAUACUUUGGCAACCUUUGCCCUUUGCUCCGAUGCCGAGCACAUCUCAACCAGAAACCACAGUUUCAGAAACGAACAACCGGAAACGGAAACGUGCAGUGAAAAAGAAAAUACCCUCUGCCGCUCCCACACAGGUGACAGAUAGCGAACGGAUCCGGGUGGUCUGGAUUCGUUGUCACCCACUAUUUGCCAAGGAAGCUAUUGUAGCUUUGAAAAAGGCCGUAUCUCUGACCGUCGAGGCUUUCAAUAUAUCGAAGCAGCAUAAGGACAAGUCUUACACCGUGGAGGUGACUGAUUUGAGGGGUGAAUUCAAUAUUUUCGAAAUCAUGGGACCAAAAUCCAGUCAAGUGAUCAAGGGUGCUCUGAGUCCUAUUCCGGAGGGUCAGAGAAACGAGUUCACAAAAUUCUGGGAUUCGCUUACAAACUUGCAAACAGCCGGGUCAGUACCUCGCAACAUGGUCAUUGGCUUUACGACCCUUGACCCUCGGCUAAGUUUCCCACCGAAGAAUGCCAAGGCUCAAGUCAGCAGAACUCAGCUACUAAGCAUUCCUCCGCCUUGUACAUCUUUCCCAUCGUCGACGCUAGCUCAAAGUGACAUUUGGAACGAGACUUUGCGCGCCAAGUUGAAGACUCCACGCCAUAAAAAAAAAUCAAUUGAUGCUCGUAAGGGACAAAAUGUCAUUCCAGGAUCACACCUGAAGCCCACCAAAGACGAUGACCAAAUACCGGUCCUUUUGAUUCAGCGUUCGACGCAGUCAUACCCCCUACUGGACCGCUCCUCUACGGCCAAUGAUCGCCUCGCUGGAGACCCCUCUUUGCACGGUUGGACUCUCAUCUUGCCGAAGGGAUGGUCAAUGGCUUUUCUCAGCUCUCUGAUCUACACAGGCACCCGGGUGGGUGGUCAACGCGAACGCCAGCAUCAGUCUUUCGAAUCCGGUGUACCAUACUUCCCACGCGACUUCCCCUCCACUACAGCGUACGAAUCUUAUGCUGACACCCGAGCAAGGAAAGAUUUGGAACGCUGGUGCCUCAAGCCACCCGCCAAGCGGCCAAAUUGGGGAAAGCUGGGAACACGUAGUCCUUGGAAGCCUGACUGGGGAUCAGUCCUGAUAUCAACGCAGCGAGACAAUCAGGGGGAGAAGGAGGAGCUCGAUAAACUGUGGCUCCUUAGAGGGCCGGACGCUCCUUCAAUCGUGGAUUCUGCAUCCAAAUUACUGAUUCCUAGUACUGCUGUGCUCCACAAGAUCAAUCAACUACGGCUCAAGCGCAACAUGGAAGUUCUUGGUUCCACCAUCAAUGGGGAUGACUUGUUUAAGAGGGCGUUAGUUCAGAUCCGAGCAAAGCUCAUCAGUCGAGGAUCGCCUGAUGACCUCGCAGCCGUUUACCUUGUUGACGACCAGGAAGCUCUGAGAUGGAAAGCUUUUGGUGGCAGAAAGGAUUUUGGUCUGCAAUGCACUCCAGAGCACACAGGCGGAGAGGUCGAGCUUACCCAGAUUAUCCCGUCGCAGGAUGAUAUUGUAGGCUAUGUGACAAGUGGCAACUAUUCACUUUCGCGCGGACAAGGCUAUGCCAUCGGUGCCAUCUCAUUAGCGAAGCUAUGUCAGAUAAUAGAGCAAUCAAAAAGGCUUCAACUCGUUGGGUCCCUUGUAAAGCUCCGUAAUCGAGACGGGGUUAUCUGCCGCGCAGCCUACAUUGAAAUCUUGGACAGCUAGAAUGAUUAUAGAGGAUGUUACCCAAAUUCUCAACGAGGUGGCAUCGCCGGAAAGCUUCAUGGGGCAUGCAUGCUGCUUCAGAAGCGUAGGCUAAGGCAGUCCAUUAGUCAAAGGCCCCAUGAUACACACCGCUCAAUCCCCAAUGAUGAUAUAUAGCAAAACAGCGUGCGGUAGGUAACCCGAAUGUAUGUCAGAGCACGAUAAAGAUAAGAGAGACAAUAAAAAAGUUCGCUUUCCUCGAUAACACGUAUGAAGAACAAAUAAAGGUAACAUCGAUCAGGGUCGUCAAGUGAUAUUCCACUUGGCCACAGCUGCUUUCAUCAGCUUUGACAUAUCAUCUUUGGCCUGCUUCUUCGCGCUGUCAGUGAUACCCUCCAAUUUGUCCAGAGCACUGGGCGAGGUCUGCAAUGGAUCGAACUCCAGAAGAUGUCCAUCCUUCGUGGGUACGGCGACGCGAGCAGAAAACCCACCGGAGGAGGAACUCGGGAAAUAGGAGAGUGACUUGUCAUUGCGAGAAUUGGGGCGUGAAUGGCUAGCCGUAUACGAUGAGGAAGGGGCGAGAUCUGACUGAGAAUCGGUGCGUGAAUGCGUUCCAUUGGUGGUAUGGCUGGUAGACGAUGUGAUCAAGGAAAUAUGCGAUGGAUCUCGUCGGAUGACAAUAUUGCUGUUGCUUCUGCUCUGAGUUUUACUCACAGGGCGAAAUCCCUUAUUUUCCUCAUCUACCUCUCGCAGAGGUGGACCAUCUGCCAACCAAGUGAGACCCAGCUCGAAUGGGUUGGCAAGGGGUGAGCCGUUGAUGCUAAGCAUGCUCUCGUCUUUGCGUGGCCAACGAGGGGGAUAGGGUAGAGUUUUGGGAAUGGCGGGGUUGAAAAUGGCGGUGGAUGGAGGUCGCACAGAACGACUGUGGGCUGUUGUCGAUGUCGAUGGUUU
Messenger RNA from Heterobasidion irregulare TC 32-1, 3282 nucleotides. RefSeq names its product RNase P. The record is from RefSeq and is a predicted model, not a curated record. NCBI's taxonomy places the organism in Eukaryota, Fungi, Basidiomycota, Agaricomycetes, Russulales, Bondarzewiaceae. The transcript is spliced from 14 exons. Gene Ontology annotation, biological process: tRNA 5'-leader removal. Gene Ontology annotation, cellular component: ribonuclease MRP complex; nucleolar ribonuclease P complex. The coding region runs from base 1 to 2352 and encodes 783 amino acids.